Messenger RNA from Pungitius pungitius (ninespine stickleback), 4684 nucleotides. It is a transcript of the gene slc38a10, whose product is annotated as solute carrier family 38 member 10. NCBI's taxonomy places the organism in Eukaryota, Metazoa, Chordata, Actinopteri, Perciformes, Gasterosteidae. The record is from RefSeq and is a predicted model, not a curated record. Gene Ontology annotation, biological process: amino acid transmembrane transport. The transcript has 18 exons. Bases 393 to 3845 code for a protein of 1150 amino acids. Gene Ontology annotation, molecular function: L-amino acid transmembrane transporter activity.
CUCAGCUCCACUUCCUGGAUACGUGCCGCGGGGGGAGAGCGCAGCUCGACUCUCUGUUUUCAACAAAAGUUGAACUUGUUUCUUACACACACGCCAACAAGCGGUUAUUUUAACGAAAAGCGGCCGUUUUAGUGCCUGGAAAUGAUCUACGAUGACGUAAGCUGGGCAGCAAGACGUCGCAGAUAAACUCUAAAAAGCCUCGGGUUGAGAGCCUUGGUGAAACGGGUCGUCCGCGCGUCGCUCCCGCAGCGCCACGUCACCGUACGAUUCCGAGGAACAACACCCGGGUUUCAGUCCCCGGUCCCGGGGCUCUCGGGGACCGCAUAUCUCCCCCCCCCCCCGGUCCAGAGGCGCUUUGUGGGUGCAAGGGCACCGGUCGAGGAGCGGGAGAGAUGGCGGCGUCCAACUGGGGCCUCAUCAUGAACGUGGUGAACAGCAUCGUCGGAGUGAGCGUGCUCACGAUGCCCUUCUGCUUCAAACAGUGCGGGAUAGUGCUGGGAACUCUCCUUCUGUUCUUCUGCUCCUGGAUGACCCACAAGUCGUGCAUGUUCCUGGUCAACACAGCGAGCAGCACCAAAAGAAGGACCUAUGCAGGAUUGGCUUUCCACGCAUACGGGAAACCAGGAAAGACUGUGGUGGAGAUGAGUAUGAUUGGAUUGAUGUUGGGGACCUGCAUUGCCUUCUACGUCGUGAUCGCUGAUCUGGGCUCAAAUUUCUUCGCUCAGCUGUUGGGUUUACAGGUGACGGGCAUCUUCCGCGUGCUGCUGCUGAUCGCCGUGUCUCUGUUCAUCGUCCUCCCGCUGAGUCUGCAGAGGAACAUGAUGUCCUCCAUCCAGUCCUUCUCCGCCAUGGCACUCAUGUUCUACACCUUCUUCAUGUUCACGAUAGUGUUGUCGUCUCUGCGCUACGGCAUUAUCUCAGGCUCCUGGGUGGAGCGGGUUCACCUGUGGCGCUUCAAGGGCGUCAUUCAGUGCCUCCCCAUUAUCGCCACAACCUUCUGCUGUCACCCACAGGUGCUGCCCACCUACGACAGCCUGGACGAGCCCUCCGUCAAACGCAUGAGCACCAUCUUCACCUCCAGCCUCAACGUGGUCACCGUCUUCUACAUCACCGUGGGGUUCUUCGGCUACGUCAGCUUCACGGAGAACAUCGCGGGCAACGUGCUGAUGAACUUCCCCUCCAACCCGGUGACGGAGAUGAUCCGCGUGGGCUUCAUGAUGUCCGUGGCCGUAGGGUUCCCCAUGAUGAUCCUGCCCUGCCGGCAGGCCAUCAACACCAUGCUGUUUGAGCAGCAGCAGAAGGACGGGACGUUUGCUGCUGGGGGGUACAUGCCCCCCCUGCGCUUCAAGAUGAUCACCCUCUGCAUUGUGUUUGGCACCAUGCUGGGAGGCAUUCUCAUCCCCAACGUGGAAACCAUUCUGGGUCUGACUGGAGCCACGAUGGGCAGCCUCAUCUGCUUCAUAUGCCCCGCUCUCAUCUACAAGAAGAUCCAGAAGAGCAGCAUCAUUUCUCAGCUGGUGCUUUGCGUGGGUCUGGGCAUCCUGCUGGUCAGCACCUUCACAACCCUCUCAAUUUCGGCCUCAACCCCCCGCGCCAGGGUCCAAGCUCCUCCCCCUCCGGCAGCUGUCAAGACCAGCCCGCUGACCCCAGACCUUCGUGAACGACACGAAAACCCUGCGACUAAGCCGGUGGCGAUCGAAAAACCGGACUUUCCGACUGUGAAGGCGGUACAAGCAGUAGACGGGGGGCCUCCUGAGCCCCCCCAGAUUGAAGUACCAGUGGAACUACCUAAGAGGAAGGUGGAGGAGGCGCAGUUGGACCGCCCUAGGGCCGGUGUUGCAGAGGCAGAGGGCAAGGCCCAGGCCCAUCGGCAUGAACCCCCCAUCCCCCACUAUCCGGUCGAGGUGGACAACAGAAAGAACAACGCAGAGCUGGAGGAAGGCAAGAAACCACCUGAGGAACCUAAAAGAGAGGAGGAGCCAGGGUUGGGCCCCGCGGGGGGGAAACAGGGCCGAGAAGACAACGGCGCUGAAGAGAAACCGAAGCCUGUGGUGGCUGUUGUGGGGAAGGAGGGCGUGGAUUUGGGUGGAGGGGAAGUCCGGUCCAAUGAAGAAGUGGAGAAGCCCGUCCCCGAGGCAGACAAAAAGCUGGAGGUCCUCCAGCCAGAAGAAGUCGGGGACCUCGAUCCGGGGAGAGGUCCUCUCGCUGGGAACCCAGCCGCGGGGGUCAACGGAGCGGCCAAAGCGCCAGAUGCUGCAGGGAAACCUCCACUUUCCGAUGGAGACCCUCGUCCUGCUGGAGACGGCAAAGACACAGCAGAUGAGAAGAUGGAUGUGAUAAAAAAGCUGGUUGCAGAAGGCCAGCUGGACCACGCAGUGCUGCUGGAGGUCAUCAAGCAGCAGCAAGAGCAACAGAAGAGAAUUCUGGACCAGCAGGAAAAACUAAUAGAUCUGAUAGAAGAGCAACACAAGGAAAUCCACCAGAAACAGCCUGCUGGGGCUGCUGACGGUGAGGCAGAGAAAGGACUCCCGGAUGCAAUGGAGGGUGCAGCGGAAAAGCACAAAGAGUCCGGCCCGGAGUCCGAUGGGAAGAAGCCCAAGCAGGAGGCUGCUGGAGGAGGAGGAGGAGCCGCUGGCGUUGUAGCUGCUGGUGGAGUUGGGGCAGAAGCUGGUGUUGGUGCUGCUGGUGGAGUUGGGGCAGAAGCUGGUGUUGGUGCUGCUGGUGGAGUUGGGGCAGAAGCUGGUGUUGGUGCUGCUGGUGGAGUUGGGGUAGAAGCUGGUAUUGGUGCUGCUGCUGGAGAUGGUGCAGCAGCAGGUGCUGCAGGUGGUAGAGUUGAAGCUGGUGUUGGUGCUGCUGAUGGAGUUGGUGCAGCAGCAGGUGCUGGUGGGGUUGCAGCUGGAGCUCCUGCUGAAGCUCUUGCUGGUGUUGUAGCUGCUGGAGGAGCGCAGCCUCAGCCCGUGGAUCAGAAUCAAGCAGAGGCCGGGCCGGGGUCAGAGGUCAGGGGUCCACAAGUAGGCGCUUCCAAAGAGGAUGGCCAUGUUGCACCUGCAGGAGAUCUUGGGGCGAGGGGAGUCCCGCUGGUGAAUAAAAUACCUGAAGAUAACCGGCAGCCAGCAGCUCAACCUAAAGACGAGGAAAUAAGCAUAGACGAGGUAAAGAAGAAAAUUGAAAAUCUUAAAAAAGAACAGAUCGAGAAAGAGGUUGAGGCGAGAAUGGAAAAAGAUCGGCGUGACCGCGAGAUAAAGGAAGCGCUGGCCAAAGAGCAGGAGCUGGAGGUAGAGAGAGCCAUGAUGGAUAAACUCGCUCAGGAAAAGGCCGAGAAGGAGAGACUUGAGCAGGAGCUGCAGAAAACCGACAAUGAAAUACUGGAGAGAGCGAAGAAGGAGCGAAGCGCAGAGGAGGCUCGGGGGAGGCUGGCCCAGCUGCAGCGAGCGGUAGAAGACGAGCAGGCGGCACUGGGGGCCGAGGGAGGGGACGCCGGGGCUUUGAAGAAAGGAGGACGAGACCUCAAACAGAACGCCGGCGCUCCGGCGCCCCCCGGAGAAGCUGUGGAGGACGGGGCCGUCAAAGCCCAGGCUCGGCCCCAGGGCCCCCGCGAGAGGGCCGGGGACACGGGAGGGACGGAUCUGAGACGCAGGCGCAGGGCGCUGGGACCCGGGGAGGCCGCGGGGCGCCCGGAGGAGACCGCGGCGUCCAGGGGGGUGGCGGGGCUGGAGCCCCUGCUGGAGCUGGGGGGCUCGGACCUGCACGCGGCCCUGGAGGAGCAGCUGCUGGCCGGGGCAGUGGUCCACUCGCGGCAGAUCAAACAGGCCUCAGAGGACGGAGGAGCGACCCAACACCCAUAAAAUCCUCCCUGUGAUUGGCUCACCUGCAGGGCGCCGCUUUGCUGCCUUCAGAUACACAAUGUGGACAAAGAGGAGCCACGUGCUAACAACCCAAAGACUUUUAUCAAAGAGCAAUGUGCAUGUAAAUAUUAAUUUAUUUUUGUCUCAAGGGAGGGGGGAAUAUUGAGGAGGUUACUGUUGUAAUGUUUAUCAAUCUAUGCAAUACUUUCUUUAGUGUUUGGACCGGGUGGAUGUAUUGAUGGUUGCGUGUUGGAGUCACUUUUCAUUCACCAGCUUAGUGGAGCCUCUCUGUAGGAUAUGUUUGUGCUUUAUUGUCUCCUGUGCUGAUUUUCUAUUAAAUUUGUAAUAUUUGUCUUCUGCUUUAAUUAUACCUUUUAUUUGAAAUGUUAAAGGUUUUCUUUAGAAACCUAAAUAUAUUACCAUAAAUAAGAUGUAAUAUGGGUUCCAGAGUUGUUUCACUAUACUUUGAAGUCAAAGUAACAGUAUUCAGCCUCAUGCUGGAGGAACUUCGUGUAGGAUUCUUUUUGGACAAAGAAGCAGCUGGUUCCACGACUCGAGUCAUCAAUCAUUCCAUCUUCCUCUAUAUGUUCCUGGAUGAUUUAUCAGUGCCUUUAGGAUCCAUCUGCUGCUUUUAGAUAACAAAAUGUGGCCUUGUUCUUUUUCCUUGUACUCUACCUGUAAAGAGUACAUAAGAGAACGUAAAGCAUGCACAUUGGGUUAAGGACAGUAGCAGGAAGGUGCGCAGUUUGUAGUGUUUCUUUGCUAUCACAUUUUUCUGAAAGAUGCUAUUUUUGUAUUCUUUAUUGCAAUUCUGUAUAAAUAAAAACAUGAUAUCCGUG